Molecule: messenger RNA, 1087 nt
Organism: Hyla sarda
Lineage: Eukaryota; Metazoa; Chordata; Amphibia; Anura; Hylidae
Product: zinc finger CW-type PWWP domain protein 1-like
Cellular component (GO): nucleus
Molecular function (GO): zinc ion binding
Source: RefSeq, a predicted model, not a curated record
AUACACUGCCACCCCCUCCGAUUGUGGUUCCUGACCCCCCAGAUGAUGGAGCCCCUCAGGGAUGGUUGGAGGAGGAGGAGACCCCCAGUGUUCCCGGUGAGUCCUUAGGAUGGGGGGGACAAGGACGAUGGCGUCCGGCUCUUCACUCCUCCUUCAUUGUUACAGGUAAGUGUCUGGCCUGGGUGCAGUGCGCCAACCCCCCCUGCAUGAAGUGGAGAAGGCUGCACGAACAGGUGGAUCCAUGGACGCUGCCGGAAGACUGGUCAUGUGACCAAAACCCAGAUGGAGUAUAUGACAGAUGUGAUGUAGCAGAGGAGAGCUGUUAUGGCGUCCGGGUUAUUGAUGCAGAGUACGUCCCGGGCUCCAUUGUGUGGGUGAAGCAGCAGGGACGCCCCUGGUGGCCCGCCAUAGUGGACUACGAUCCGGAUACCCGGCAAUAUGUCCAAGUGGCCAAAUCACAGGAUCUUUUUUCUUCCCGAUACCAUGUGACAUUUUUGGGGGAGCUGAUGGAGCGGGCUUGGGUGUCCCGCUACUAUCUGAAGCCUUUCCAGCAGUUUUCGGAUAACAUGCGGGGAGAAGAAAAGGACAGAAGAGUCAUACGGGAUCUGGAGCUGAGCGUCAGUGCGGCCCACGGGGCGCUGUCCAUGGGCAUCCAGGACCGUAUCCAGUACUAUGGGUCCUCAGCCCGCUACAAGGAAGAGGUAAAGGAAGACAAGGAUCGGCGUGACGUUUGUCCAGGGGGCGAGGUACGAGGAGGAGAAGAGAUAACAUGUCCUCCGGUCCCUCCACAGGACGUCAUCUCCACAGCCGGAAAGAGACGCCUGAAGCGCAAGAACGUCAAGUGUUGCUGUUAACCGCUUCCUGGUGCAGGUGAUGCCGGGAGCGUAGUCAGAGCAGCCACCAGACCGGAGGAUUUUAUCCAACACUUUCAGAAGGAGGAGCACAGUAUGCUGCCUCCAAGAGCGAUCCAUGGAUUUGUGGCUUUGGCAGGCUAGGCUACACCAUGCUAUGCGGCUGAUGCUUUAAACACCCCCCACCCCGGGGCGACAGGAUUCCCACCUACCUGCUUUAUUAUGGUGUCUAUCAG